Molecule: messenger RNA, 683 nt
Organism: Mytilus trossulus (common blue mussel)
Lineage: Eukaryota; Metazoa; Mollusca; Bivalvia; Mytilida; Mytilidae
Exons: 5
Coding region: 129-620 (163 amino acids)
Source: RefSeq, a predicted model, not a curated record
UGCUCCUUAAAAUAAUUUUAUUAUUACUACCAUUGGCUUACGAAACUACGCUUGUGCCUUCGAGACCAUUGGGAUUUAUAUAUGGAGCACAAAGCAGCAAUGUUGUCCCAGUCGAGUUUGAUGUCUACAUGGGACCUCUUUGUCCAGACAGCAAAGCUGCGUUUCAAACCGUUGUAAAACUUGCAGACCAUUACGGACCGGACAAGUUGAGAUUCCGCAUACAUCUGUUUCCUAUACCGUAUCAUAAAAAUUCUUUCCUAGUUGCUAUGGGAACCCAUGCAGUUAACAAGAUAACAAACGGAAGAAUGACAUUUAUCUGGACACAAAACAUAUACAGCCAUUUUAAAAUAUUUAAGACACUCACCAAGGACCAAGCUAUAUCGAAAAUGGUAGAGAUAGCAACGAGCAUGGGACUGUCAGCAGCUGAAUUUAAACAGAUGUUAACAAAUAGUCGAACCAGACACGACUGUCUAGUCGAAAGAGAACAUGGUUAUUCGAGGGGAAUAAAAGCAACUCCUACGUUUAUGAUAAAUGACGUAGUAGUAGCAGACGAUGACCAAGCCAACAGGUCAGAAGCUGACUGGAUUAAAAUAAUCGACCCGAUACUGUACCAAGUAUAAAAGGUACAGACAAUUAAUACGAUAUUAUAGCAGUUCACCGGAUAAUUAGUCAGAAUCGGGGUC